Vicia villosa (hairy vetch) is the source of this 1344-nucleotide messenger RNA. RefSeq lists its product as uncharacterized. The coding region runs from base 1 to 1344 and encodes 447 amino acids. The record is from RefSeq and is a predicted model, not a curated record. The transcript has 6 exons. Lineage: Eukaryota; Viridiplantae; Streptophyta; Magnoliopsida; Fabales; Fabaceae.
AUGUCGUAUAUGGAUUUAGAAAAUUUGAUAAAGGAUGAGGGAUAUAGGAAUAUCAAAUGUAUAUGGUACUGUAACCCUAAGUUUUGCUUUAGUCGUGGCCUUAGACCCAUAAACUGUGAUAAUGAUGUUCUUAAGUUUUAUAAGGAUAUUAAGGGUUUUGAAUUAGUGGAUGUGUAUGUUGAGCACUCAAUAGAAGUGACUCAUGUUGUUAAGGAUGAUGUUGAUGGUUGUCCAAACUAUGGUGAUGAUGAAGCUGAUUCUGAUGUUGAAGUUAUAAGUAAUCUUAUUGAGGUUGAGGCUGAAGUUGAAAAGGACAAUGUUAAGGCUGAAGUUGAAAAGAAUCAUGUUGAGGCUGAAGUUGAAAAGGAUCAUGAACCUAUUGGAAUGGAUGAUUCUGAUGAUGAUGAUGAUGAAGACUAUAUUGUAAGUGAGAGUGAGAUAAGUAGUUAUAGUCAUGAGUUGAAUGAGUGUGAUGUUGAUUAUGAUUCAGAUAUGUUGCAUACACCUAAUGAGAGUGACAAUGAUGAGGAACAAGAAAAGUUUCCUUCUUUUAAGAGUGAUUCCUCAAAGUUUGAGCUAGGUAUGGUGUUUAGUAACAAGGAAAAGAUUCAUGAGGUUGUGGCAAACUAUGAUUUGAAGAUGAACAAAAAUGUCAUAUCAAGAAAAAUGAUGGACAGAAGAUGGCAAGCAAAGACUACAUAUUUGGCUAAGCAGUUUGGUCACAUUCUUAGACACAACCCUGAUAUGAAGCCAGCAGGAUUGAUUGCUCAAGCUAUUGAUAGAUGGGGAGUGAAUUUGUCACGUGAUCAGGCAUAUAGAUUUAAAAGAAAGGCUAUUGAUUUGUUACAAGGUGCUUCGAUGGACCAAUUUAACCAUCUGAGAAGCUAUGCCCAAGAGUUACUGAAAUCUAACCCUAAUAGUAGUUUUGUGAUUAGAUGUUCUCCUUCAAAUGAAGGCCAUGUAUUUGAAAGGAUUUAUGUAUCUCUAGAGGCUUGCAAGUAUGGUUUUGCAAUGUACUUUAGGCCAUUGAUUGGGUUGGAUUCCUUUUUCUUGAAAGACUUGGAAGCUAUAAACAAAAGAGCUUAUGCUUUUAUUUCUUACCAACAAAAGGGAUUGGUACCAGCAAUUCAAACGGUGAGUGCUCGUGUGGAGCAACGCCUUUGUGCAAAGCACCUAUAUGGAAAUUGGAAGAAGAAAAGUCCAGAUCUUGAAUUCAAAGAGGUAAACAACAUGUGUGAGACUUUCAAUAGGGAAAUUUUGGAAUAUAGGGAUAAGCCAAUCAUCACUUUAUUGGAAGGGACUAAACACUACCUUACAAAGAGGCUAACUAAGAAAAAAGAGUAA